This is a messenger RNA of Malaclemys terrapin pileata, 3248 nucleotides long. RefSeq names its product ALG2 alpha-1,3/1,6-mannosyltransferase (gene ALG2). Gene Ontology annotation, molecular function: GDP-Man:Man(1)GlcNAc(2)-PP-Dol alpha-1,3-mannosyltransferase activity; alpha-1,3-mannosyltransferase activity. Bases 228 to 1448 code for a protein of 406 amino acids. The record is from RefSeq and is a predicted model, not a curated record. The transcript has 2 exons. NCBI's taxonomy places the organism in Eukaryota, Metazoa, Chordata, Testudines, Emydidae.
GACACCACAGGACGCACAAGCUAAGAUAACCAGGCAGCGCCAGGACACCUAUGGGGAACUAAGCUGAUGUGUCCCUAGCUGGUAGCAAAGAAGGAGGGCGGAGCUGCGCAUGCGCUCUCCGCACUGACACGUGGACAAGCCCAGGUCCCAGGAUCACUUCUUCGCUCAGAAGAAGUGGGCUCCGCCUCCUCUCCGGCUGAUGCGAGCCGGAGGGUGCCAGCGCCAGCAUGGCCGGGGGGCCGGGCUCGUCUGUGCUGUUCCUGCACCCGGACUUGGGCCUGGGCGGCGCCGAGCGGCUGGUGGUGGAUGCGGCGCUGGCGCUGCGGGCGCGCGGCUGCCGCGUGCAGAUCUGGACCGCACACUACGACCCCGCGCGCUGCUUCUCGGAGACGCGCGGCCUGGCGGUGCGGAGUGUGGGGGAUUGGCUGCCCCGCAGCCUCUUCGGGCGGGGCCACGCGCUCUGCGCCGCGCUGCGCAUGGCCUACGUGGCUCUCUACGUGCUGCUGCUGAGCGGGGAGGAGAUGGACGUGUUCGUGUGCGACCAGGUAUCUGCUUGUAUCCCAAUUCUCAGACUGGCCAGAACUCCUAAGAAGGUUUUGUUUUACUGUCACUUUCCUGAUCAGCUUCUGACCAAGAGAGAAUCUUUUCUUAAACGCAUCUAUAGAGCUCCACUUGACUGGUUGGAAGAGUAUACUACUGGCAUGGCAGAUUGCAUUGUUGUCAACAGCAAUUUUACAGCAAAUGUCUUCAAGAAUACAUUUAAAUCCUUAAAUCACAUUAAACCAGAUGUCCUAUACCCUUCGUUGAAUGUCAGUACCUUUGAAACAAUUCUUCCUGCAGAUAUAGCUAGUAUAAUUCCCCAAAGGAAAAAAUAUUUGUUUCUUUCAAUCAAUAGAUUUGAAAGGAAAAAAAACCUAGCAUUAGCUCUGGAAGCAUUACAUGAUCUUCGUGGAAGGCUCGAUGCUCAAGAGUGGAAUGAAGUUCAUCUAGUUUUAGCUGGUGGUUAUGAUGAAAGAGUGUUGGAGAACGUGGAACAUUAUGAAGAGCUGAAGACUAUUGCAACCAAGCUUAAUAUUAGCGAGCAAGUCACUUUCGUGAGGUCUUUUUCAGAUGAACAAAAAAUCUCUCUUUUCAGUAACUCUCUGUGUGUGCUUUAUACGCCAAGCAAUGAACACUUUGGCAUAGUUCCUUUGGAGGCUAUGUAUAUGAGAUGUCCAGUUAUAGCAGUUAAUUCAGGUGGUCCUUUGGAAUCUGUUAUAAAUAAUGUUACAGGAUUUUUGUGUGAUCCUCUUCCAACACAAUUUUCUGAGGCCAUGGAAAAAUUUGUGAGAGACCCUGCCUUAAAGAAUACAAUGGGAGCAGCUGGAAGAGCAAGAGUUACAGAAAAAUUUUCAUCAGAAGCAUUUACAGAACAGCUGUACCAAUACAUAUGUAGAUUUACACAAUAACAAAUACACUCCAUAGUGUAAUUUACUGCUUUGUCAUGUUUCUGAUUUGUACAUAAGACAGUUAAUUUAACUAACAUCUAGGCUAGUGCAAGGAUGCUGAAAUAUUUAGAAAAUUUGAAUUAAUCUUUAAACUACACUUUUGAUAGUAUGUUUCAUGCCAGUUGCCACAAAAUAACAAGAUUUUAGUUGAGGUUGUAUUUGUUUACCACUGACUACAUUGAAUUUUUGCUGUGUUUCAUGUACUAAAAAAUAUUUUAAUAAAUUUAUUAGACUUCCUAGUUUGAACUGGGGAAAGUUAAAAUUAUGGCAAGUCUGACUUCAGGUUGUAUAAGAUGAUUAACUUUCUUAUUUAACCUUUCUUCUCUACACUUGCUAUGAAUUAACUUUACAGUGCAAGUCUUUUGUUGUAAUACUCUGCACCAUAAUUUUCCUUUUGAAUGAAUUUCUACUGAAAGGCUCUGCCAGAUCUCCACCAAUUCUGGUGUGGAUGGUGUCAUUGAAAAUACAGUGAGUUAUACAUAUGCAAUAAAGUCCCAAGGGUUUUUUUGUUUUUUUUUAAAUGCCAACUAGUGGUCUGGUGAUCUUGAACAGUCUUAUACUGUCUAUUUGUCGGUGAACUCCUGUCCUUAAAUAGUAUCAUCUAAUCAUCUCUGAUGUCAUAAUCCCAGUAAUUAGCUGCUGUUCUUGGAGCAGUAGCAGAGGGAAGAGAGAGAAGGAGGAAACUAAGAAUGUCAAAAUCCCUCAGACAAAAAAUGGGACCAACAUUUAACCCCAUUUCUCUCAAAAGUCCCUGAAAUCUUGAAUAUCAGCCGUUGUACUAAAUGUCUACAUCUACUGAAUUAAAGUGCUACAUUUCAUUUUGUCUAUUAGAAGCAUUUCUUUAUACAGCUUUCCUUUGUGGAUUUGCUGAUCCCUCACAUAACCAGGUAGAUAUGUGGAAAAAAUCUUGACAUUUUUCUUCCAUUUCUUUUAAAGUUGUAUCUCAUAGUCUUGGGUUGUGCAAAAAUGGUAAUUUGAAUGAAUAUUUCCCACAGUCAAAAUGUCAAAAAAUGAGUUUUUAAAAGAGAAGGUAGUAUGUUUUUAUGGUCCAUCACUGCAUAAAAGUUCAGUUAUGCCUUUUAAAACUAAGAUGGUGGAUGAACUCAUAGUGAGGAAAGUGUACAGUACUCUGUUUUGGUUUUUAGAAAAUCACACAAAGAACAAAUUAAUGCAUGAAGUUAAAGAACAGCCUUAGAUAUAGAUUCUGCAAGCUUCUCUGUGCAGGGAGAUUUCAGUGUGGAGCAGGCCUUAGAUAUGUUUAAUAUAUAGUGGCUCUCAUAGAGAACAAUGCAUCAGAACAUCACUUGAUAAGAUUCUAAGGGACUGUAUUUUGUUAGUGUUAUAGUAGCUUGCUAGAAAUUUGCUUCUAAGUUUAUAUUUUAUGCACUGUAUGCAAGCUAAAGUUGUAUUUUGGUCUGAAAUCCUAUUAAGGGAGGUGAAUAUUAACUCAAUAAUCUGAGGAUAAGGAAUAUCAGAUUUUUAUAAAUACCUCAAAUCAUUUUACUGAUCUUUGCCGACCCAAUUCACUUUAUUGAACUUUGUCUUAUAUGGUUUUUCAUCUACAAUAUACUAUUUGUAUGUGAUGGAAUAAAAUUGAAUUGAAUUUUGUAAAUGGAUAUGUAACUUGCAUAAUUCGCUCAUUCUCUGAGGGUUAGGUUCUGUACUUAUUCUGUAUGUGCUCUCUGUGUAUCAUAGUGUGUGUACACUUUGGGGAUAGUUAACCUUUAUUCCAAGGUGUGUCUAUAAAUUUUCCAAAUUUUA